UGGUCAGCUUUUCCGAAAGGAGGGCGGGGGAGGGCCUUAUAUGCGUCGCGGAAGUUAGUAUAACAAUGAUCCAAGGUUUUACCAGCCCUGGUUGCGCAAUCGAUAUCCUGAUAGAAUUUAGGGAGUUUUGUUUUCAGAUUAGCCUUGUUAAAAUCCCCAGCUACGAUGAAUGCAGCCUCAGGGUGUGUGGUUUCCAGUUUACAUAGAGUCAGAUAAAGUUUGUUCAGGGCCAUCGAUGUGUCUGCUUGGGAGGUAAUAUAUACGGCUGUGAUUAUAAUCGAAAAGAAUUCCCUUGGUAGAUAAUGCGGUCGACAUUUGAUUGUGAGGAAUUCUAAAUCAGGUGAACAGAAUGACUAGAGUUCCUGCAUGUUGUUAUGAUCACACCACGUCUCGUUAAUCAUAAGGCAUACACCCCCGCCCCUCUUCUUACCAGAAAGAUGUUUGUUUCUGUCGGCGCGAUGCGUGAAGAAACCAGCUGGCUGCACCGACUCCGUUAGCGUCUCUCGAGUGAGCCAUGUUUCCGUGAAGCAAAGAACGUUAGUCUCUGAUGUCUCUCUGGAAUGUUACCCUUGCUCGGAUUUCAUCAACCUUGUUGUCAAGAGACUGGACAUUGGCGAGUAGUAUGCUAGGGAGUGGAGCGCGAUGUGCCCGUCUCCGAAGCCUGACCAGAAGACCGCUUCGUUUGCCCCUUUUACGGCGUCGUUGUUUAGGGUCGCCGGCUGGGAUCAGAUCCAUUGUACUGGGUGGAAGGCAAAACACAGGAUCCGCUUCAAGAGAGUCAUAUUCCUGGUUGUAAUGAUGGUGUGGGUGUUCCUCUGAUCAUCAACAAGAGAGUGGGGGACUCCGUGGAGCUGCUGGCAGGCUUAGAGAAUGGACAUUUGAAAUCCUUGGUGUGGAAGUAUAUGGGAAAGGAUAUUGCAGAAUUCAACUCAGAAGUUGUAUAUUCACCUGGAUCCCAGUUUGAGGGGAGACUAAAGAUGAACACCAAAAACUUCAGUUUAACAGUCAGAGAACUGAUACUGCAAGACUCAGGGGAUUUUCUACUUGCAGGCGAAGGGGACAAAGGUCAGAUUGACAGUAAGACCAUCACUCUGAAGGUCCACGAGCCUAUAUCCAAGGUGGCGAUCCAGACAGACAUCAAGCUAUUGGCCAACCGCUCCUGUACGGUACAGCUGGUGUGCAACGUGUCCUGCUACCCCGACAUUACCUACACCUGGGAGAGAGACAAUAAGAUCUACGGGGACGCCCAGCAGAUUCAAUUCUCUCUCUCACCAGCAGAGAGAAACAUCAGUGUAAAGUGCAACGCCUCCAACCUGGUCAGUUGGAAAACUGCCUCUGCAACAGUAAAGUGUAGAAAGGACACAACCACCCCAGAAUAUGUGACAGGACAGGCGUGGUAUACCAUCUACAUCGGAGUAUCAGUGGGAGGUGCUGUGGUGCUGAUCCUCACUGUAGCUGUGGCAGUGUGCUACUGCAGGGGCCGAAGUAUCACGGAAGAUCUAACUGACAACACAAUAUAUGCUGAUGUUAUGAUCAACACAAGAAGUAGAGACACAAGAUCAAACAGUCAUGUGAACUCAAUAUCCAUCUAUGAAACUGUCAGGUAUCUGGUUAUCCCAAGAUUGAACAAGCCACAGACUCUGUAUGACAAGAUCGCAUUUGGACGCCCAGAAGGCCCCCCAGUACCAGACCGUACUCUGAGCUGAACAGGAUGUGGUCAUAGGCUGGGCCUUGCAUAGAUAUAGAACCCUCUGCAUCCUCUGCAUCUUACACGUGUACAUUCUGUAGAUAGGCCUAGAUGUAACUGUUUAAUUUCAUCAGGAUCUACACAAGUUGCUUACAAUUUGAUGGUUGUAAAUCGUCUCCCUUUAUUAGUUAUCAUAUAUAUAGUGUAUCAUCAGGCCUUAUGUCGUUCUUUGAGGGCCUAGUUACAAUUAGGAGAUUCUGAAAUGUGUCAUAGGCAGUUAUAGGUGUUGGGAUCAGACAAGCUCAUAUGUCAAAUUUCUAGUUUCUAGAUUGAAGAAAAUAGUUGUAGAUAAUAGUAUGACAUUGAUUAGUGAGGUUGAUUUAUGCCUGUGAAUAGAAAGUGUACUCUUUUGCAUUAGGAUUAUGUGCUGGCCAGGCAUUGAUGAGGAUGUAAUCAGAGAGUAUAUGAUGGAGAGUCUUUGUUACAUGUGGAUUGUAGUACCUUGAGUGCCUUGCAUUUAGAGUGAAUUGUAAUUUCCACUCACGACUGUAUUUGUUAGCAACAUGAUUGUUGUAUUGAAUGGUUUUCAGUACUGUAGCCUUCACCUAGUGAAUGUCUAAGUGGAUAUGUUACCUUUAAAAUUAAACUCAUUAUGACAACACAUUACAUGUAUCAUAAAGCCCCUGAGAGCCUAGUUACACCCUAACACACUGGUCUAAAACUCCUGGUUUAGUCAAAUUAUGCCGGCUUGCAAAGGGAUGUGUCUUUUCUAUUGGAAUCCAGCCAAAAAUAGGAUAUCCAGCAAUUGAAACUUUCAGUCACACGCAACCUGCAUUCAGAAUGACUGUUGGGGUAGAGAAGAUUGAUUAUUGAGAAUACCUAAAUCAUAUAAACUGGAACAAACAUAUCAGUAAUGUGUGAAAUAAGUCCAACUACUAACAGAUUGGAUUCGUUUAGAAAAGUGUAUGUUAUCUAUGUUUGUGUAGCAUAAGAUUAUUCAACCAGUCAUAGUACAUGCAAAUACACAGGUAUUGAAACAAACCAUUCUGAAAAUCAACCUGUGAAGAGAUCAUGCUGGAAUAAUGAUAAUGAUGAUUGGUGUCUUUUUGAGUUGUUUUGAGCAAACAUACAUUUUGUAUUUUACUCAACAAGCUUGUUCAAAUUCAACUGACUUCAAGCAGAGAUGGUGAUUAAAGACUAACACUUUG
Messenger RNA from Salvelinus fontinalis (brook trout), 2895 nucleotides. RefSeq names its product natural killer cell receptor 2B4-like. NCBI's taxonomy places the organism in Eukaryota, Metazoa, Chordata, Actinopteri, Salmoniformes, Salmonidae. The coding region runs from base 903 to 1706 and encodes 267 amino acids. The record is from RefSeq and is a predicted model, not a curated record. The transcript is spliced from 7 exons.